This is a messenger RNA of Anthonomus grandis grandis, 1968 nucleotides long. Its product is annotated as sodium- and chloride-dependent glycine transporter 1-like. Lineage: Eukaryota; Metazoa; Arthropoda; Insecta; Coleoptera; Curculionidae. Gene Ontology annotation, molecular function: glycine transmembrane transporter activity. Gene Ontology annotation, cellular component: membrane. The transcript is spliced from 9 exons. Gene Ontology annotation, biological process: sodium ion transmembrane transport. Bases 135 to 1955 code for a protein of 606 amino acids. The record is from RefSeq and is a predicted model, not a curated record.
AUUAAAUUUAUGGUCAUUUAAUUCUGAUAAUAUCGCUUUUAUCUGAUACAUUAAGCCGGAUUAAGUAAAUUAAACAUUUUUAGUAACUAAGCCAUUGACAAAAACUGAUAUUUUUAUUUGUGAACGUGGUUACUAUGUCGGAGGAUAAGCCGGAAGCGGAAGAGAUCUCCAGAUCAACCUGGAGCAGCCCGUUAGAGUUCGUCUUCUCUUGCCUAAACUAUGCCAUAGGCCUUGGAAACAUAUGGAGGUUUCCAUAUUUAUGUUACAUGAACGGGGGCGGGGCCUUCCUUUUGGCAUAUUUCAUUAUGCUCGCCCUUAUGGGAACUCCCAUUUUUUUCCUGGAACUCAUUAUAGGACAAUACUCUGGAUUGGGGCCUGAUAUGGUGUUCAAGCACAUCGCUCCGAUUUUUUCUGGAUUAGGUUACUGCUGCCUUUGUGUUAUUUUCUUUAUAACCGUGUACUACAUGGUGAUCGUUUCAUGGACGAUUUUUUACUUUUUUGCCUCAUUUACUACUAACUUGGGAUACGGAAGCUGCGAUCAUCAUUUUAAUAGUCCUGGUUGCUAUAGUGCUUCGGCUGAAAAUCUUUGCUCUUUAAACGAAACUUAUUAUCAGCAAGGCUGUAUGCUAACAGAAACACUUUGUAUUAACAACAACUUCGAUGGGGCUAGAAACAGGACUUUUUGCUUUAAUGAAACCGGAGAUUACUCAAUAAAUUCUGUAAUUACUCGCACUCUGGCCACUUCAGAGUACUACAGGGAGCACGUGCUGGGAGUGAAUGACGCAACAUGGGAGAACUUCGGCGGAAUGAGAUGGGAAAUAUUGGGCUGUUUAUUAUUUUCAUGGGUAAUUUGCUACCUGGCCGUAUUAAAAGGAGUUCAAACGUCCGGGAAGGUCGUAUACUUUACCGUCCUUUUUCCUUACUUCAUCCUGACUGCGCUAGUGAUUCAGGGGGCCAUUUUACCCGGUGCCAUAAACGGAAUUUUAUUAUACGUCAGCCCGGAUUGGGAGAAAUUAUUAGAUGUAGACGUAUGGGCUUCAGCCGCCUCACAAACCUUUUAUUCUUUGGGAAUCGCAUGUGGAUCCCUUAUAACCUUAUCCUCCUACAACAACUUCAACAAUAACUGCCUAAAAGACGCCCUAAUCGUAAGCACCACGAACGCAUUUACAGGGGUAUACGCUGGUUUUGCCAUUUUCUCCAUGUUAGGAUACUUAGCCAACGAAAUGGACGUUCCAGUAGCUGAGGUAGCCAGAGACGGACCUGGACUGGCCUUCGUAGCUUAUCCAGAAGCCAUUUUACUUUUACCAGGUUCAACCGCAUGGUCCCUAAUGUUUUUCUUUAUGCUAUUCAUACUAGGAUUAGGAACUCAGUUUGCUGGAGUUGAGGCUAUUAGCUGCUGCAUUCUAGACAAAUGGAAGGAUAUGCGAAAAUAUAAAUCGUACCUGAAUCUGGCCAUAUGCGUGAUAUGCUUCUUAUUGGCCAUUCCAAUGUGCUUCUCUGGUGGAAUUUAUCUGUUUACUUUAAUGGAAUGGAAUACGGCGUCUUGGGCCAUUAUGUUAAUCGGUUUUGCCGAAGUCGUGGCUGUAUCGUGGUGCUACGGCUGUUGGAAGUUUAUCGACCAUCUGGGAGACAUGGAAAUGGGCAUGCGGAAGUUCUGGAGAGGGUUUUGGUGGUUUAGUUGGGUGGUCAUCACGCCCCUAAGCUUAUUGGGAAUAUUCGUGUUUCAAAUGAUCCACUACAGCCCGGCUGCAUAUGGAGAUUAUGUUUUCCCAGCAUGGGCCGAUGCACUUGGUUUGCUUAUCGGUCUUUCCACAUUAAUGCCUCUCCUGGUUCUCGCCGUCUACGUACUCUGGAAGCGGGAAUACGUUGGAUGGGAACUGUUUCAACAUACGAAGACGUGGAGGGCCCAGUCUUCAGUGAGCGACAGUGCGGAAUCAAUUAUAAAAAAUACUUAAUUAUUUAAUAAAA